Molecule: messenger RNA, 1681 nt
Organism: Carassius gibelio (silver crucian carp)
Lineage: Eukaryota; Metazoa; Chordata; Actinopteri; Cypriniformes; Cyprinidae
Gene: mlf2
Product: myeloid leukemia factor 2
Exons: 9
Coding region: 403-1155 (250 amino acids)
Biological process (GO): regulation of DNA-templated transcription
Cellular component (GO): nucleus; cytoplasm
Source: RefSeq, a predicted model, not a curated record
CUUCCUCCCCCUCCCAUCUCUCUUUUCUGUUGACGUUUGGCUUUUGUGCCUGUUUUACUAAAUGCGCGUAAUCUUCCUAUCAAAAGCAUCUCUUCUGCACUGGAGUCUAUUUUUUAGUGACAGCGCGUGACAUGGCAUCGACUCUGAUGUAGUGUGUUCCAAAAGAACCGCGUGAAUCUCUUAGAAGCUCAAGAUAUUCGCCCAAGAUCUUCAAGGUAAUAGAGCGCGCAGGCCGGGUUGUAUAAUUCACCAGUCGAGACUGUUCUGCAUAUCUGGCAAAGGGAACUUGAUGAUUGGUUGACCGAUUACGAGCUCCUGAGCUGCUGUUGUGUUGGAUUUUGAUUAAAGGGACGGAAGUUUAUUUACUGGUGCAAUUCAACCAACCAAGAAAGAGCAACAACAAUGUUUCGCUAUUUGAAUGAUGUGGAUGACAGCCCAUACAUGAUGGAUCCGUUCGCAGCACACAGACACCAGAUGAGGAGUCUCUUUGGGUCUUUUGGGAUGGACCCGUUUCCUUUCACCCCUCAGAUCCAGCAUCCACGUACACGCAUACAGCCACAAGCUGGAGCCUUGGCCCCCUUCGGCAUGAUGGGAAUGGGUGGAGGUUUCAUGGACAUGUUCAGCAUGAUGGGUGGGAUGAUGGAGAACGUGGAACGAAUGUCUGGAUCUCCAAACUGCCAGACCUUCUCCUCCUCCACAGUCAUCUCGUACUCCUCCACGGACACGGGAGCACCUAAAGUCUAUCAGCAGACCAGUGAAUAUCGCAGUGCUCCCGGGGGUAUCAGAGAGACCCGUCAGACAAUGCGGGACAGUGCAAGUGGCCUGGAGCGAAUGGCUAUAGGGCAUCACAUUGGUGAAAGAGGUCACGUGAUGGAACGCUCAAGGAACCGUCUCACAGGAGACCGUGAAGAGAGACAGGACUUCUUCAACCUGGAAGAGAGUGAGGCAGCUGCGUUUGAUGACGAGUGGAGGAGAGAGCUGGGCCGGUACCGCCCUCCUAAUGCCCGUAGUUUAGACUAUGGGCGUGAGCGGAGUGCCGGGGUUGGACAGCAGUUGGCCCUGACAGCACCUCCGAGCUCCUCCUCUUCUCCCUCGCCUCGCCACGAGUCACCACGCCACCACCCUCCUCACUCCCGCCCGCGCUACGACUGGUGAGAGGUGAAGUUAUCUAGCUGAUGCUGUGAAGAGAGAAGUGAGGGAUAUAGAAGAAGAAAAUUAUAACUGAGGGGUCAAAUGUUUGAUAGAUCUGAACUGUCUCAAUAUGUGUAGUCAGCUCCUUACAGGGAUGCGUGCUGGCAUGAGGUAUCAUGACACAGGCUGAAUUUUUUAGACUGCAUCUCUGUUGUUGAAUUCGGCCUGGCCUGUGAACUUCAUACCACGUUACUACUCCCAAAGCAUACACACCAGCAUUCAUCAUAAUUCAGACAGCUCUUCAACCUUGUGAUAUAUACAUACACACAGACAUCUUUGUAUUUAAAUGAAUUCUCAUGCUUCCAAUAUUUCAAUAUCCAAAUAUUUAAUGAUACACUACACAUAUAUUCGCGUGCACACACACACACACAUACGCACUCACCAUAAAGUCCAUAUAUGUUUGUGUUGACACUAGGGUAUCUGUGGGUUUAACUGUACAAUGCUGACUAAUUAAACUUAUUAACUAAUAAAAAAAGACCUUGUUACAUCA